UCGUUAAAGAGCUCCCUAGUUUCUCCCGGUGUCUGUCCAUGAUGAAACCAUUACCCAAAUGUGCUACGAUUAUAGUCGCUAUCGUCAUCACUGUACAAACAAUCAUCGCAAUUGAAGCUCAAGUCCCACCGUCGGAUGAGGCGCACAGUCGCGGCAAACGUACGAUAGUUUUCCCCUACAAUGCCGCCCAGGGUAUGAUUUGGGCAAUUGCGGUUCCAUUGGGGGUACCGGAUCGGAACAUCUUUCUGUCGUACAACUUCGAGGGUAACUACAACAAUCCGACUACGUCCAACGUGUUCACGGAAGGUUAUUACAAUUACAUUAGAGGAAUUGCGCCUCAAUUGUUGACACCAAACAUCUUCAUUACCCGAUCCCUGCAAGGAGACGCGAAGACAGAAAAUCAGAAAACUGCUACCAGUGAACGAGCUCUUCGUGCUGUUUCUGAGGCCCCCAGAAAAUUUAUCACACGAAAAAACAUAUAUCAUGCAAUCGAGGAACACUUGAUAAAAAACGGAUUCAAUGGCAAGAAAUGCAUUCUGCGAGCGAUUUGCGAUGCUGCUGAGCUGCCGAUGGCAGAAAAUAAUGGUCUGGUGGGAGAUUUAGUGCACAUCCUGUUGAGCCCAUCCACUUCCGAGGACGAGCAUCUGCCUGCCGAGUUCUACAAAGCCGAGCUGCUGGGCCUCGAGGGUCGCUGUCAAAAGUAUCACAAACACUGCAAGCACGAUAUUCUUGAAUUGUUUAGUUUUAUAAUGGAAGGAAUUGCUCCCCCUUUGGAAACACCCCCAAUCUACAUUCACCGAUCCUUGCAAGGAGACGCGGAGAUAGAAAAUUCGACUUCUACGGACUCGGCUCCGGACAAUGAAUUUGUUGUUACUGCGCAAGUGCCACAACUAAAGGCAACUGGACGCGCAAUGCGUUCUCUUCCCAACUUCCCGAGGAAGUUUUUCACCCGUAAAAAGAUAUAUCACGCAAUUGAGCAACACUUAAUCAUAAACAGAUUCAAUGGUAAAAAGUGCAUUCUUCGGGCGAUUUGUGAUGCUGCUGAGCUGCCGAUGGCAGACAACAAUGGUUCGGUGGGAGAUUUGGUGCACAUCCUUCUAAGCCCAUCCACUUCCGAAGAUGAGCAUCUUCCUGCCGAGUUCUACAAAGCCGAGCUACUGGGCCUCGAGGGUCGCUGUCAAAAGUACCACAAACACUGUAAGCACAAUAUUCUAGAACUCUUCAGUUUUGUAAUGGAAUGA
Messenger RNA from Wyeomyia smithii (pitcher-plant mosquito), 1241 nucleotides. RefSeq lists its product as uncharacterized. The transcript is spliced from 6 exons. The record is from RefSeq and is a predicted model, not a curated record. Lineage: Eukaryota; Metazoa; Arthropoda; Insecta; Diptera; Culicidae. Bases 39 to 1241 code for a protein of 400 amino acids.